This is a messenger RNA of Lytechinus pictus (painted urchin), 4922 nucleotides long. Its product is annotated as slit homolog 2 protein-like. Lineage: Eukaryota; Metazoa; Echinodermata; Echinoidea; Temnopleuroida; Toxopneustidae. The transcript has a single exon. Gene Ontology annotation, biological process: toll-like receptor signaling pathway; immune response. The record is from RefSeq and is a predicted model, not a curated record. Gene Ontology annotation, cellular component: membrane. Gene Ontology annotation, molecular function: transmembrane signaling receptor activity; protein binding. The coding region runs from base 2129 to 4807 and encodes 892 amino acids.
CAGUUCGUAGUUACAUCAGGGACAAUUUUGGUCAAAUGACCUUUCAUUUAUUUCAUUAUGAUAGGCAGAUUUCAAAGCAGGAUAUAACAUAUGCAUGCCUUACAUAGCAGGAUGAAGAAAUUGAAAUAUACCAGGUGACUAGAAUAGCACACCAUUGAAGACUCCAUGAAGGUAUUUGUUGCAUUUCUACUUUGAAUGCAUAUUAUAGCAUGUUGUACAAUGUACUUGGCAAACUGCAGUGAAAUACCAGUCGUGGACGCAUUUUUUUCUUUGUGGAUGCAAAUGAAAAACACAAUUGAAAAGAAUAUAUGAAUAAUCAAGACACCAAAGUUGGUGCUUAUCUCAUUAAAUUUUAAACCAUCAUGCCACUUUAGUACAAAUGACCUUUCUCUGAUCAUGCGCAGAAUCUUCUGAUCAUGCGCAGAAUGGAACUACGAACUGGCUUAUUGGACUUUACCACAGAGGGCGCCCUUGUUGGUAGAGGUCACCCUUCAUGUUUUUAAGCUUUUACUUUCCCCUUGAAUUACACAUUGACAAAUCAUUUCUUGGUAGUGAAGCAAUAUCGCCUGAGUAACUUAUGAUAAAAAUAGAUAUAAGUGUAACAUGUUCUCCAUCUGUAAAUACUGCGUUUUUCCAUGGGGAAACUGAGCAAUUGCUUCAAAUCAUUUACGUCAAUAUCUCAAAAUACAACAAAAACAAAAUUUUUAGGAGUUGUGGGGCCUAAAAUAUGCACAUACAUAAUCUGCAAUUGAUUACAAAGGAAAACUUGAGAAAGAGAAUAGUUUCGAGAGGGUUCGAUAGAUUGAAAUAAAAUGCUUAAUAUCUCAACUUGUGCAAAAUGUAGAUGCUGCGUUUGUCCAUGGGGAAAUCUAAUAAGUUCAGUGUAGAUACUGCAUUUUGCAGUUACUGAAAAGUGGCUUUCCCUAUAGAAAUUUAGAAAACUGGAUGUGUCAUGUCAAAAAGGGUGGUUUACUGACUACUUUUUGUGAAAAAAGCCAAAUCAAAGAUCCAGUAACUAAACAUAAGCAUGCACAGGCAUACAUGCAUUCACGUAUAUAGCUAUGUCAUCCCCCUCCCCUAUGUCCUCAUUACACCACAAAACAAAACCAAGUACCCAUUGCCUUUCUAGAGCGAUGCAUCUGGGGGUCUUAAGAAUGUUUGACCGGGGAGCUAGGGGACGGCAAUAUGACUGAUCUUUUUUACACUCCUGUUAAAGAAAGUUUUGACCUUUUUUUGUAUUUAAAAAAAAUUAAAAAAAGAAGGCUUCUUCUUGCCUUUAUGCUCUCUUCGAUAUUAAUUAUGUUUAAAUUCCUAGAUGCGCAAAAGCUUAUUUGCCAUCAUAAAUAUAUUUUAAAAGUAAAGAUAUUUUAGAACAUUAGAUUAAAAGCCCUUUUAGAGGGGGUUGUCCUUUCGCCUCCGUCCCCUCUCCGUUCUCUUCUUACCACCAAAUAUAUAGCAAAAGACCCAGGUAGCCACGCCCCUGCAUUGCCUCAAGUUCCAAACCAUCAUGACCAUCUUUUUUUUUUCUAGAAACACUCAAUACAUCGCCCCGAUGGAUUAAGCGCAAUGUAAUGAAUGUGCAAAAAAGUAUGAACUAUUUGCAAACAAAAUGGCAUACAAACCGAAGUAUUACCGAAAAUGUGGCAUUAUGUUGAACAAACAUUUUAUAAUGUAUUGAAAGGGGGGCAUUUUGUUUUAUAUGUGCCAUAACAUUCAUUGCUUCCUAAGAGAAGUGUUGAAAUAUUACACCUACAAGGAAAUGAUUAGCAUUUGAGAAAUGUCCGGUGCUAUUCAAUUAGUAACCAGGAUAACAGGAACUAUUAGACACUUUUGUAUAUAGUAUUUCACUUCCAUAUUAAGUAUCGAUGAGAACAUAUUUAAAUAAGGAUAAAGGAGGCCGUGAAUAAAAAUCUGGUUUUCGUUUACAUUAGGACAUAUAUUUUACUUUCUGUUUUAAUUAUUGAAAUUAAAAUGUUAAACACAACUCAUCAUCGGGACUUAUGCCGUCUGCAGGAUAAUAUGUUUUAUAUAAACAAAUACAUACAUAAAACCAUUCUGUCAACUUGCCUUCAAAGGUGAUGCAUAUCAUCAAAGGACUAUCUGGUUGUGCUUAACUAGAGUUUAAAUCAUGGCAAACUGCUCAAGAAUAUAUUUCUUGCUCCUCGCUUGUCUCCUGAUUACUUUGUCCAUUCAACUUUCCAAUGUUCAUGACCGUCAUUUACCAACGAGAUCACCAACAGGAUCAUCAAAGGAAUAUGUGGAGGAAAGAAAUCAUGGAUGUGACCAAAGCUUUACACUAAAAACGGCUUCUUGUCGAAAUAGAGGCCUGAACAGCGUUCCUCAAAAUCUUUCUCAGGAUAUCGAGGUACUUGAUUUAGGACAUAAUAAUAUCACCAGGCUUUUGAAUGUCUCGUUUGAAUUAUACCCUCUUAUCAAUAACUUGGACAUUUCAUCUAACAAUAUAAGAAUAAUAGAAUCGGCCGCAUUUUACCCUCUGAAAGACUUAACAUCCCUCUAUCUUGACUACAACCCUGACCUUGUGCUUCCAGAAACAGGGGUUUUCAUGAUGUCUCAUCGGCUUUCUAUUCUUGAUUUAGUGGGAUCUAAGCUGAAAUCGCUGCCAAAUGAUAUCUUGAAGUAUAGCCAACAUCUAGGUCUGGUAGAAAUGUCGUUCACCCAGAUUUCCACUGUCAAUUUAACUUACUGUGGCAUGGCAAAUACGGUAGCGAUGACUGGUAAUAAAAUACACAACCUUACACUGAGUGAGUUCAUUUUUGCGUGCCAGACGUCUUCCUUAGAUCUAAAGGGAAACCCAAUUCAAACAGUUGACCCCGAUGUAAUCUCAUCGCUGCAUGUUCGCUCGUUGGAACUCGGUGAUUACCCUUUGAGUGACGACGUUGUGACAAACUGUAUCCUCGGAGUUUCAAAAUCAAGCAUCAAACAAUUGAAGAUUUUAAGAGGUUCUCUUGGUGCUUUUCCUGUAGGUAUCUUCGAUCCACUGCUUGAUUAUCCCCUCUACGUUCUUGACUUAGGAAAAAAUUACCUGACUGGCCUUCAUCCGAUGGUCUUCUCGAACUUGACACAAGUAUUGGAAUUGAGAAUUUAUGAAAAUGCUCUCUCUAUUCCAGAAAUUCGACCAGAUUUUUUCACGGGUAUGAAAGCGUUGACGGUACUGGUAUUACUGGAGAACCAAAUAAGGCAAAUAAAUCCUGACAAUCAGACUUGGUCGUUGAAACUAUCAGAGCUUUACCUGAUGGGAAAUCUCAUUUCAGAAAUAUCAGCCUACACAUUUCGUGGAUUGAGGAAUUUGACAACCUUGGAUAUGAGCUCAAACAAAUAUCUUUCCGUCUUUGAACUGACGGACGAGUCUGGACUUGACAGCAUUCACACCGUCUCCUUGUCUGGAAGUCGCAUAUCUGUUCUAGCAUUAAAAACCCCUUCUCUCAAAUCACUUUCUAUGAACUAUAUUCGUUCUGACUUUCUCCCCUUGCGGCCUGGAGAAUCCUUUCAACAUUUACAAUCCCUUAGUAAGUUAAACAUGGCAGAUUCUGCGAUUAGCCUGUUUAACAUAUGGGAUGCGACGACUAACACGUCCCUUUUCGACGGGUUAUUGAAUCUUAAUUACUUGAUUUUGAGUAAUAACCCAUUCCUGUCAAUAGUUGAUAUACCGCCUGGGGUAUUUCGGCGACUUUCUGCUUUAAAAGAGCUUUUCCUAGUCAACUGCUUCAUCAAAACACUACACCCUCUCGUUUUUUCUGGAUUAAGAUCGCUUCAAAAGUUGGAUUUGUAUGGAAACAACAUCCAGCAUCUUAAUGGCGGUGUACUCUAUAUGUUGGAACAAGUAGAAAGUAUCGACUUAUAUGGAAAUCAGAUCUCUUACAUCGAGGAAGUAACAUUCUCUAACAACGGGAAGCUUCACAGUCUUUCAUUGGCCAACAACAGACUGACACGUCUUAACCAAAGCACUUUCAAGCCGUUGUUUUCAUCAAUUUCAUCACUUGAUCUAUCAAAGAACCCAAUCAAUUGCAACUGUGAUCUCAAGUGGCUGGUUGAUUGGGUCAAUAAACGCCUGCACUUGAUAAACAUAGACAAAACCAUAUGUUCGUCAGCCUCUCUUGCCCAUCUUCGUGAGAAAAAUCUUCUUGAUUUUGAUGCAGAUAAACUUUGUAGAACCAACAUUGGCAUCAUUUCAAUAAUUCCGUUAGCAGUGGUCUGUUUCAGUGUUGUUACCAUUUUGGUCUGUCGUAACAAGUGGCAGUUGAAGUACAAAAUAUUUCUCUUGAGACUGGCUGUACUGGGAUACAAAGAAAAGCAAGAUGCUCGAGAGCACGAUGACUAUGAGUAUGAUAUGAACGUCAUCUUCUACGACGGCGACGAAGAAUGGAUUCAGGAUCAUCUUCGACCUGCUCUCGAAGAACACCUUCCACAGUUUCAGAAGAACUUGUUUGGUGAUGAAGACCUUGUCCCAGGCAUGCAUUACUUAGAUUCCGUAGAUUACGUGGUGACCCAUAGUUACAAGACCGUUAUCGUGCUCAGUAGAGCUGCUGUUCGUGAUCACUGGUUCAUUCUCAAGUUCCGUACGGCCAUGGACCACGUGAGUGACACACAGACGGAAUUCGUUCUGGUGGUCUUUCUUGAAGACAUCCCAGAUGACGAACUGCCCUUCUUGGUGAGGUUGUAUCUCAGUGAUGGCAGGCCUUAUAUCCACUGGACAGAAGAUGUGAGAGGACAAGGCUAUUUCUGGAAUGAACUAUCCAAAAACCUGACAGUUAAUUUAAGAAUGAAUGAUAUGAUCCCGAAUGAAUAGCGUCUGGGUAAAGAGUUGUUUUACAUGUUUUUUUUACUUGUUUUAUCGCUAAUUUAUGGAAAUAGGUUGGGGUCUUUUCGAUUAUUAAAAUGGUUUUGAGAGUGACAAACGUAAC